Molecule: messenger RNA, 3504 nt
Organism: Dreissena polymorpha
Lineage: Eukaryota; Metazoa; Mollusca; Bivalvia; Myida; Dreissenidae
Product: immunoglobulin superfamily member 10-like
Exons: 14
Coding region: 182-2284 (700 amino acids)
Biological process (GO): cell-cell adhesion
Cellular component (GO): cell-cell junction
Molecular function (GO): cell adhesion molecule binding
Source: RefSeq, a predicted model, not a curated record
CUAUGACGAAAAGAGUAGCAAUGAGUCGCGGUGAUUUUUUUACCUGCGCUUUAAAAGUAAAAUGUACAAUUACGACAGCAAUUUUCGCACUGACAUAGGCGGCUUAUACCUAAGUCAUUAUUCGCUUCAGCACAUUGUCGGGUAGUAUCGAUUGAAAGCUGUGAUUAACCGCGAUACUUUGAUGUCACAUGUAAAACAUUACAAUAUAAGAGUUAUGAGGAUGGAUAGCAACAAGUGUGAACGAAGGAUGUACAUGUUGUGGCUAUGUCUGAUUGCAGUGACACAGACCAUUUAUGCGGAAGUUAUAGUUGAGUCGGGUUCGGAAGUCAUUUUGGUAUGUCCCGUCGUUGGCAACUACACAUUCCCUGUCUGGACCGGACCUACUGGACUCUCCAAUCCCCUCACUUUCGGUCAGACGGUCAACCAGACCGGCUUCUCUUUUGUGAACGACACCGCCCUGAGAAUCUCUGCAGCCGAGACGCGCUUCAGCGGCGAUUAUCGUUGCAAGACCGAAAACGGCGGCGAAGGCAGUGUUACCUUGAAAGUUACAUCCUACAAUGUCACCAUAACGUUUGACAAUUUGAACAGCAACGGACAUUACCAGGGCACAUACGGAGAAAAUCUUACAGCCACGUGCGUCAUUUCCGGUGGUUACCCAGAACCGAAAGUGUAUUUCUUGGUUCCCAGUUUCUCUGCGUCUGGAGAGAGUGUGCUACGUGAUAAUUCAAACAAGACAACGACGGUGAAAACUUCGAUUAGGACUCAAGACAAUACGUUCAUAGUAAAUGCGUCAAUCACGUUCUCGAUAUCUGAUUAUCGUAACUAUGGAAACCUUACUUGUGUUGCCAACUUUUCUGAUGCCAAUAUUUCAAAGAGGAAGACAGUUUUUGUCGAUAUAUUAGUGCCACCUCAGGAAGUCACCAUGACCACCGAAAAUGAAGCGGUGUACCCGAGCACGCCGGCAGUCUUCCGGUGCGCCGUGAUGUCCGUCCCCGCCACAAAUAUCAGUUGGCAGUUAGAGGGCGCAGAUAUCAACACAUCCGGGUAUAACUACUCAAUCAAAUCCAAGUGUUCUGUCGACAGAGAGAUAACGUGCGAGUCCAACCUCACCAUUCACGACGUCAAACGUGAGGACCUCAAGACGGUAACGUGCAUAUUCAAGUACCAGCAGAUGACGGUGCAGAGGUCCGAGUCAUUGAGAACCAAAUUUUCCCCAACCAAUGUCACGGUCACCAAGUUGACCCUCCCUGUUGACAUAAGGUUCACACCUCAGAAGGUCACUCUAAACUGCUCAGUAGAUGAAAGUCGUCCGACAGCGCAAAUAGUCUGGAAACGCAUUUCCAUUUCAAGAACAACAAUUCUCAAUAGUACGUACAUCACACAAGCGAUUGACGGUAGAUACAACGCCUCGGUGACGUUAUCGAAAAUUGACGUCGAUAUUGACCGCACAAUGGACGGCGGUAUGAUUCACUGUUGCGCGCAGGUGGUUGGAAUGGCCGACGUCUGCGAUUCCACAAACCUUACAAUAUAUUAUGCUCCGCUGAUCGUUCAGCCGCUUACCGACGUAGUAUACGCCUACCGAGGUGACAACGUGUCUCUCACGUGCAUCGUGGACGCUAACCCCGAACCCUUGAUCAAGUGGGAAAACAGCACAGAACCACGUCCCCAGGUGGAAAAAGAAACCAGUACUUCAGGAUACAAACAUGUGCUUCCCCUCACCGCGCCGUCGGACGGGGACAAUUACACGUGCCUUACGUGGCCUGACAAUCCUGAAACCUCUUCAGACCAGGGAGCGAGCAGGCAAGUCACCAUACGACUUAUAGAAAAACCUCUCACACCGAAGCCGAUUAUAGAACAGAGCUCGAACUCGAAUGUGACUAUUUAUAUCUCGGCCAGUGCUCCACAACCUAGGAUGCCAAGGACCUUCUACGUUAUGUUUGCCCUUAGUAACGGGGACUGGAUGCAGUUUGAUAAACCCAUACCGGAUAUCCGGGAAGGCGAGAGCGCUACCGUCAGGUCGUACACUCUGCCGUUGGGCUCCCUGGCAAACAACACUGAGUACCGGUUCGCCGUCAAGUCAGUGGACAGCUAUGAGCUGGUCAGUAUGUCCGAGACGGUCUACUUCACCACGGCCGAAUCUUCAGGACCGAGUUGCAGCGAUACGUACGUGAGCAAGGACACCUACGACAUAGCUAUACUCAUCUCUGUGUUCGUGACAGCUGGUGUGUUUCUCAUUAUCAUUAACGCCAUCGGGUAUGCAAUAAGGAGCGGAAAAUGUACGUAAUGUGAGGGACAAUAACAGUGGGUGUAAGCUGAAGUCCAGGGAACGCUUUGUGGUUUCCACGGUUAUCAGAUAUACAGAAAGAAGACUUAACAUCGCUGUGUUAUGCUACGUUUGUCCUAACGCGAUAUAUAUGUGUUGAACGUUUGUUUAAAGAUCUUCAAAGAUCUUCAUCUUUUUAACAUCUUCAAAUGCUAUUCGAUGAUUUUAUUGUAUGAAUAAUUGUCGCCGAGGAUUAAGUUAAUCAAAACAAACAAAAUUAAGCAAAUAUUGACAGUUUCCUUAGCAAAGCUAACUUGCUAGUAUUUAAACAUAAUGUGUGCAGUGCGUGUAGACGAUAAUCAAACUUAUCAUUUAAACUUCAUGUACAUAUUUCAACGUAUAUCAUUAAAACUGAUUAUCGUGGUUUAUGACAAUCUUUAUAUUGUUACAGAGAUUCGUGUUAAUUGUGUUUCCAUUUAUUGAGAGUUCUUAUUUUUAUUAAUGUAAAAUAAAAAACAUUAAUUAUAUAUAUAGACGUUACAAAUGAUGUACAGGCGUGGAAUCAUUUCAUUUAUUGAUAAUUGAAAAAGACAAAAACAGAAAAUUAAACGUGGCUAAUGCUAUGACGUUAUUUCCGUAAAUUAUAAUAUUGGAAAGCCAAUAAUCACUUUAGAUAUUGUGUUACAUAGUUUUUAAAACUCAUAAUAAACAAACUCAAAGUCCUUUUCAAUGUUCAUAACGAUUUAUUUAUAUUUAUUUAAUUUCAACACAACGGUUUCCAAAAAUAUUCUAAACUAAAACUUAAAUGUAUCGGCCUAUUGGCCCCAUGACAGUAACAAAUCGUGCGACCGUUAUGUGCGGCUGUGUGCGUCAAUCUCUUACUACCCUCUACUGAAGAACAGUGUAUUAAUAUAGAUUGGAACACCCAAUGCUGACAUGUCAAUUUCCGACGGGAUCUUGUGCAAAAUCACAUGCCCAAGACAAAUAAGGAAGUCCGCUAUUUGCAUGAAACAUCAUACAACAUUCAGGCUGCCGGUUGCGUACCUAGACGUGUUUGGAUCAUUGUAUUUUUUAUCGGUAACGAAGUUUAUUUAAAUAUUUCUUGCGUGAACGUUAUUUAUAUGUGAUUUGUAAUUACAAUAAUCUAGACUUGUAUUUUAUUUCAUAUUAAAAUCACCGCAUUAUGUACAUGAUUCGUUCCCAAUAUUAUUUUAUAAGAGAAAAUAUAUGUUGAUAGAAAA